Molecule: messenger RNA, 846 nt
Organism: Cherax quadricarinatus
Lineage: Eukaryota; Metazoa; Arthropoda; Malacostraca; Decapoda; Parastacidae
Product: cyclin-dependent kinase inhibitor 3
Biological process (GO): dephosphorylation
Molecular function (GO): protein tyrosine phosphatase activity
Source: RefSeq, a predicted model, not a curated record
GAGUUUACCCUAGCACUGGGUGUUCUCUGGAUGGGUAACUACAGAAGACCUGUGACAUCACUAGCAAUCAGCUGGUUUUGACAGCUACCUCCAGUGGUCAUCAAGCUCCCUUGAAAAUAACAAAAUGUUCGACUCAUCAGACUCGGAUGAUGAGUCGAGUCAGGCUUCAAUACAGACACUGAAGGUAGACUGGUUGGACAUGUCAUUCAUGGGCUGUCCACAGAGUGUUGCACUCAGUGGUCUUCCAGGCUGUCGCUUCAGAAAUAUAAAUCAAAACCUGCAUAUGGAUUUAAAUAAGAUAGAGAAUUUGGGCAUUUCUGAUGUGGUGAUGCUCGUUACAAAAGGUGAAUUGCGAAAAUACAGAGUGCCAAAUUUGAUAGCAGAAUACGAGAUGAGAGGAAUGCGGCUCCACCACUAUCCAUUUCCUGAUGGCACAGUCCCUUCAGUUGAAAAUGUAAUGAAAAUCAUUGAUACAGUUCGCCAGGCAUUAGAGGAAAAUCGAAAGGUUCUCAUUCAUUGCAUGGGUGGGUUAGGGAGAGCUUGUGUUAUAGCCUCUUGUCUCCUCCAAUACUUCGAGAACUCGUUAACUCCAAACCAAACUAUUUUCGUCCUGAGAGAAAUCAGAGGUGUACGGGCAAUACAAACAGUCAAGCAAUACAACUUUGUUCAAGAUUUUAGAAGCUUGUGUGAAACCUGGAUGGAUGAAGACAUUGAACGUUCAGUGUCCCGAUGACAGUCCACCCAUGGUCAAAAGACUUCAUCCAAUGCAGAGGGGAAGAACUGACAACCAUUUCUUGAUGCUAAGGACUACUAUGAUACAGGGUAAAAAAAAAAAAAAAUGGUUUA